Messenger RNA from Eutrema salsugineum, 1590 nucleotides. RefSeq lists its product as uncharacterized. NCBI's taxonomy places the organism in Eukaryota, Viridiplantae, Streptophyta, Magnoliopsida, Brassicales, Brassicaceae. Bases 130 to 1446 code for a protein of 438 amino acids. The record is from RefSeq and is a predicted model, not a curated record. The transcript is spliced from 6 exons.
GGUGUGACCGAAGAAGAAGGUCGAGUUCGAAUUUUCGAAUUCGAGGCGGGAGAUUUGCGAAUCAACAAAUAUUGGGUUCCUCGAAUUCGUCUUCCUCGCUGCUUUAAGCCUAUUGUGCGCCAUUUCCGAAUGGAGAAGGAUUCGGACACAGAGAGUACACAGAUUUUGGGCGAUUGGGAGUUUCCUCCUCCUUUGAAUCCCGAAGGACUCGAAAGUAGAGUUUCAGACAAAGAAACGGUAACUUCCGGAGGAGGCAGGUUACUGCCACCGUGGAUUGACCCGUUGUACGAAUGGGGUGGUGGGAAAUGGAAAGAGGACGGAAGAAAGAAGAAGAAGAAGAAGAAGAAGAAGAAGAAGAAGAAAGAGAGUGAUGACGCUGGAGCUUCUGAUUUGAGUCUUGAGGAUCUGAUUGAUGAAUAUUCAUCUCUACCCCCUCAAAUCGCUGAAUGGUUUUGGUGUAUCGAAUAUGUAGCCAAAUUCGUCAAGGAUCUACGCUGCAUACUCGAUUUGAUGAACAUGGGUUAUCCCUGCACAAAUGACUAUGGGAGGAGGAUUAAUGAACUCCUGUCUCUUAGAAUCUUGGAGUUCAUGUUUGAUCCAAGCAAGAGUGAUGAUGCUACGGGCGUCGGUGUCGCUGAGUCAAGAGUUGAGUUCGAUUUAUCUUUGAGCAACACCGAUGUUCUCAAAGCCAUUUGUGAAGAUAUUCCAAUAUCAAGCUUACGAACGGGAAUGCCGGAGCUAUCAAAGUUCAAUGUUCUUCCAUUUAUUGCUCACAAGAACAUGUCUUUGCCACAAUGUGCACUGGAGAAGCUGAGAGAUGUGAGUUUAAUGGAGAAUCAGACAAGUGCAGCUCCUCCCAUGGAAGCAAAUGACCCACUUGUUAGAGAUGAUGGAACAUUGCACACGGAUGUAUGUGAGGAGAAGCCGGUAGAUGAGCAGCAAGUGCAAAUUGGUUUGGAGCAGACGAAUAUAAACGACAAGGGUAAAGCAAUCUUGAUCGAUGAUAAGGAUGAUCCAAUGCAGACAAACGAGAAAGAUGAAGAAAAUGCGAUCGAUACUGGCGGGACAUUUCCUCUAAGUUGUAAAAGAAUGAGGCUAGAGGAUACACGUGUAAAAUGUACAAAAGAUGGGACGUGGCUAAUCAGUGGGAGCGAUGAAGAGUCAGAUAUGGUUAGAGGUCGAGCUGAGAAUGUAUGCUGGAAAUGUGAAAAAGAAGGAACUUUGUUGAUAUGUUGCAGAAGCGAGUGUGCAGCUAGAGUUCACAGGGAAUGCUUGAAUUCCCCGGUUAACCUUGAUGAAGACGGCAACUUUCACUGCCCUUUGUGCUGGUAUAAUCGAGUCACCAUGGAGUACCUUGAAUGUCAGGAGUUGAUGAGUUGUGCAAAGAGAAGACUCGCCAAGUUCUUACCGCUACUUUCCAGAGCAAGCAAGAGACUUAGACGAUGAUGGCAUUCUUGCUGCAAUGUAAUUUUGGGAGAAGAAGUUGAGUAACCUUAGACUUAGACCAUUCAUGUGAAUGUUGUGAAUGGUGUGAAUGUUGUAAAUUAAAAAUCUUGCUCUUUUUUUUGGGCGAAAUAGAAAAAAAAUCUU